AGGCAGACGGCAGAAAAACCUGGAAAGACUUGCAUGGAUCGAUGCUGAGGGAAAUGAGCAGAAAUAAGAACAUCAUACAUACUAACAGCAUACUGUGCGAUGGCUGACUCUGAUAGACUUGGCUAUUCUCAGCACCGCAAGGAUCUAAGGCAACUCCAAAAGACCCUGCCCUCAAGGAGCUUACAUUGUAACCGGGGAAGGCAACACAAUUUUUUUUUUUCAUCCAAGUUCAAUAGCCUCCAGAAAUCUGCCCAGCGAGGUUAAGAACCACACCCACACCGGGAGCGCGGCUUCGUUGCCCUGGUAACAAGUCCUUCCCCCUCCGCGGCGCCAGGCGACACGCACACGACGCGCAUGCGCAGGAGCGCAGUACGGUGGGAGGCUCUGCAGGGUGCGGGUCGACCCCCGUUUGCCGUCACAGACCGACCCCGGGAGAGCCAUGGCGGCGGCGAAGGAGGCGCUGUGUAGCUUCGUGCGUCCGCUGGAAAAACGGGACGGGACGGUGCUGCGGCUGCAGCAGUACGGCUCAGGCGGCGUGGGCUGUGUGGUGUGGGACGCCGCCAUCGUCCUGGCCAAGUACCUGGAGACGCAGCAUUUCUUGGGCGCCGCCGCUGGGACACACGCGCUGCGCCAGAGAUCCGUGCUGGAGCUGGGAGCCGGCACCGGCGCCGUGGGGCUCAUGGCGGCCACCCUCGGGGCAGAUGUUAUACUCACAGAUCUGGAGGAACUACAGGACUUGCUUAAGUUGAAUAUUAAAAUGAACGAGCAUCUCAUUACUGGUUCUGUAGAAGCCAAGGUACUGAAAUGGGGCGAAGAAAGAAAAGACUGUUUCUCUCCACCUGAUUACAUAUUGAUGGCCGAUUGUAUAUACUAUGAAGAGUCUUUGGAGCCAUUGCUAAAGACUCUAAAGGAUCUCAGUGGGCCUGAGACCUGCAUCAUAUGUUGUUAUGAACAACGAACUAUGGGGAAAAAUCCAGAAAUAGAGAAAAAGUAUUUUGAGCUCCUCCAGUUGGAUUUUGACUUGGAAAAGAUUCCUUUGGAGAAACAUGAUGAAGAAUACCGGAGUGAAGAUAUUCAUAUUUUAUACCUCAGAAAGAAAAAAUGAAAUUACAGCGUUGAAACCCUUCAUCAUUUUGUCCAAGUUUGCAACAACUAGAUAAGCUAAACAUGUGAAUUGGGCUUAUAAGAAUAGCAUGAAAAAGUUUUCAUCACAUAUUUUCAUGGCUUAUCAGAGACAUUGGAUUUGAAUGAUAGAAAUAGAAACAUGGGUGCUACUUUGAAUUCUUAGAAGAAUUCUACUAAAAGUCAACCAAUGUGACCUGCCAGCAUUCCUAAAGAUAUUCCAUUCCCUGCAUGUUGGAUGAGACUUAAUUGUAACCAGAGUUGUUGUUUGACCCAACAUGAAAUUCUGUUUUAAAGACGUGGAUAAUGUGUUGGAAAAAAUUAUAUGCUAAAACAAUAACUUGUUGUGCUUUCAAGAAACUGAAGAGCGUUGAUUUUUACUUCUUGAAGGGACAAUUUUUAAGCCUCAUAUCUGUACUUCAGAUUGUAUUCAAUCUAGAUAAAUGUAAAAGAGGAUCUCAUGAGUUUGAGUUUUGUCUGUAACAAAGCCAGCAGUCUUUGUUUUACAUAUAUUUCCUUUGUAAUUACAUUUUAAGAUAGGUUUAAUACUUGAAAAUGUCUCCUUGGUUCAAAUGAAAACUAAGCAGUUUCACAUUUGUUUUUAUAAAACAAAAUUUUUUGUUACUGUAAAUUUGAGAAAUAUAAACAUUUCCUUAUACAAAGAAGUACAGAAAAAGAGGAUUGUUUAUGACACUGUGAAACUUGAUUGUGUUGAUAGUUAUUUUUAAAUAUAAAACAUGGUAGUUCCAACACUACCCUGCAUGUCUGUAUCUGCUUCUGAAACUUUUUCUCUAUUUUAUGUAUUUUUUUCAAUGUUUCAUUAAUGUUCUUUUCAGUUCUUUUCUUUUUUUGAUAUCACUACCUCUCCAUCCCCCCACUAAUUAAUUAAAUACAUUCAAUGUUA
Messenger RNA from Phascolarctos cinereus (koala), 2026 nucleotides. It is a transcript of the gene VCPKMT, whose product is annotated as valosin containing protein lysine methyltransferase. The record is from RefSeq and is a predicted model, not a curated record. Gene Ontology annotation, cellular component: cytosol; protein-containing complex. NCBI's taxonomy places the organism in Eukaryota, Metazoa, Chordata, Mammalia, Diprotodontia, Phascolarctidae. Gene Ontology annotation, biological process: peptidyl-lysine trimethylation.